Messenger RNA from Triplophysa rosa, 3671 nucleotides. RefSeq names its product cadherin-12 (gene cdh12b). Gene Ontology annotation, molecular function: calcium ion binding; cadherin binding. Bases 484 to 2895 code for a protein of 803 amino acids. Lineage: Eukaryota; Metazoa; Chordata; Actinopteri; Cypriniformes; Nemacheilidae. The record is from RefSeq and is a predicted model, not a curated record. Gene Ontology annotation, biological process: cell morphogenesis; homophilic cell-cell adhesion; calcium-dependent cell-cell adhesion. The transcript has 12 exons. Gene Ontology annotation, cellular component: catenin complex; adherens junction; plasma membrane.
CACACUUCAGUACUCUCUCUCUCCUCUUCUCUCUCUCUUUAUCAACACCGCUUUUUCUCUUUUCUCACCGGCGGCACGCGUCUCUGUCUGCGCUCUGGCUUCCGUACAGUGCAGGAUGAACAACCACAGACUCCGGAGACAGAAAACAAACGAGAAAACAAGGAACUAAAGGAGGAACGCAAAGGUUAACCGAGCAGGCUGAGGGAAGAUACUUUAGGAAGCGUUUGGAUUUUACCCAUUUUAAGCCUUUCUAUCUGCACCUCCAUCUCUUUCUAUCGUUGGAUAAGGAAUCAAGUGCCAGGUGAUGCAUCUACUACCUGGGUGACUUGAUUCAAAGCUUCAAGCGAGGGGAGCGGUAGAGCACCAGGGUCAGCCCCUGACCUUUCCUCAACCCUCGACCGGCUUCACGCUCCAGCUCGUGAGCCCUGGAUCUCUCUCACCUCUGGAUCUUGACGCGGGAACAGCGCCGGAACGGACCGCCCAAUGCUGAGGAGGAACUGUCUUCUGCUGGUCCUGUGCUUCUUCUUCGAGCAGAGCUCCUGCGCUCCAUUCCAGAGCGGGCCGGGGCAGGAGUGGUCCCGCGGUUUGGCGGGGCCGUCGGCGGGGGGGAGGAAUGGAGGUUCCAGGGGAUUCCAGAGGGUCAAGAGAGGCUGGGUGUGGAACCAGUUCUUCGUGCUGGAGGAGUACAUGGGCUCGGACCCUCAGUAUGUGGGAAAGUUACACACUGACCUGGAUAAAGGAGAGAGCGUGGUGAAAUACACCCUCUCAGGCGAGGGCGCUGGAACCAUCUUCACCAUCGACCAGACCACCGGAGACAUACACGCUCUGCGCAGUCUGGACCGCGAGGAGAAGCCAUACUACACGCUACGAGCCCAGGCUGUGGAUCUCGACACCAACCGGCCGCUGGAACCAGAGUCAGAAUUUAUCAUCAAGGUGCAGGACAUCAACGACAAUGAGCCAAAGUUCCUGGAGGGGCCGUAUAUGGCCAGCGUACCCGAGAUGUCGCCUGUGGGCACCUACGUCAUGAAGGUCACAGCGACAGAUGCAGACGACCCCACAUACGGCAACAGCGCCAGGGUGGUGUACAGCAUACUACACGGGCAGCCGUACUUCUCCGUGGAUCCUAAGACAGGAGUGAUCAGGACAGCUCUACCCAACAUGGACCGGGAGGUGAAAGAGCUUUAUCAAGUUCUCAUCCAGGCCAAAGACAUGGGCGGUCAGUUAGGGGGUCUUGCAGGGACCACCACCAUCAACAUCACCCUGAGUGAUGUCAACGACAACCCACCACGGUUCUCUAAAAGUAUCUUCCACCUGCGUGUACCAGAGUCUUCAGCAAUCGGCUCUGCAGUGGGCCGAAUCAAAGCUCAUGACCUCGACAUCGGAAAGAACGCUGAGGUGGAAUACAACAUUGUCCCUGGGGACGGAGGGAACAUGUUUGACAUCACCACCAAUGAACACAAUCAGGAGGGAAUAAUCAUGCUGAAAAAACCUCUGGACUAUGAGACAAAGAAAGCCUAUACAUUUAAAGUGGAGGCUUCCAAUGCACACAUGGACCCACGGUUCCACAGCUUUGGCCCGUUUAAAGACACUGCGACAGUGAAAAUAAACAUUCUGGAUGUGGAUGAGCCUCCUGUCUUCAGCAAACCCACCUACACUAUGGAUGUUUAUGAGGACACACCACAAGGCACCAUUAUAGGAGCUGUGACAGCACAAGAUCUAGAUGCAGGAAACAGUCCGGUCAGGUAUUCCAUCGAUUGGAAGAGUGACCUGGACAGCUUCUUUGACAUCGAUCCUGUCAGAGGAACCAUCUCGACCAAUGAGCUUCUGGACAGGGAGAGUAUAGCCCAGCACAACAUUUCUGUUGUGGCCACUAAAGUUAAUAACCCAGUGCUGACCAGUAAAGUGGCCGUCACAGUUCACGUGUUGGACAUUAAUGAGUUUCCUCCAGAGCUGACCAUGCCUUACGAGACCUUCGUGUGUGAGAACGCCAAAGCCGGUCAGGUGAUUCAGGUCAUCGGUGCAAAAGAUCAGGAUCUCCCUCAAACCGGACAACGAUUUUCCUUCAAAUCUCCUCAAGAGGGAGUGAAGACCAAGAACUUUACCAUCAGAGACUUCGGGAAUAACACAGCGGGAGUUGUAACCCUGCGCAGCGGCUUCAGGCGUCGCGUUCAGGAGAUCUAUCAUCUGCCGGUGGUCAUUGAAGAUGGGGGUCUCCAGACAUUAAGCAGCACCAGCACCCUCACCAUCCGCGUAUGCGGCUGCGACGCAGACGGAUCCUUAUUGACGUGCAACGCUGAAGCUCUUUUCCUCCCCGUGGGUCUCAGUACAGGAGCUCUGAUCGCCAUUCUAGUGUGCAUCAUCAUACUGCUGGUGAUCGUGGUGCUUUACGUGGGGGUGCGGCGACAGAAGAAGAAAGAGACCCUUAUGACGUCCAAAGAGGACAUCCGCGACAACGUCAUCCAUUACGACGACGAGGGCGGAGGAGAAGAGGACACGCACGCCUUUGACAUGGGAACUCUUCGCAACCCGAAAGUUAUCAAGGAAAACCUGUUUCGCCGAGACGUUAAGCCCGAGUUGGGCUCGGGUCCGAGCCGGCCAAUAGCCUCGCAGAACAGCGCUGACAUUAGCAACUUUAUCAGUCAGAGACUACAGGAACACGACGGCGACACGUCAGCCCCGCCCUACGACUCGCUGGCCACGUACGCCUACGAGGGCGAGGGCUCGGUGGCCGAGAGCUUAAGCUCUAUAGAAUCUGUCAAAGGUGAACCGGAGGUGGACUUCGAUUACCUCAAUGAGUGGGGACCUCGCUUUAAAACCCUCGCAGGGAUAUUCGAAGAAAGAUCAGAGAGCCAAUCAGACGUAACAUCCACGACCACCACUGAAAACAAACACUGAUGAUGAUUUUCUUUUUUUUUACAUUGGCUUUGGAAUAAAUGUAGAUGUGAAUUUGUAUUUAACCUCAACAUUUUUUUACUUUUGACUUUUUGUUUGCCUUGAUUUGAUAUUAGAAAGAGGACAAAGGAAGCCAGAUUCAAAUACAGCCUUUGGUAUUAUCUGCAAAUGAACGUCUUGAGUUUUUGGUCCUAUUUAUUCAGCUUUGCUUUUUGAAAGAAAGUACCACAUAGAAGAUGCAACAUUUUUCGGACAUCCUUAAAAGUGCCUCAGUGGAGUUGGUUUAUUAUUCUUUUGUUCAUGGUUUAGUUUUGUUGUGUCACUCUUUUUAAGGAUGACUGGUGUCGCUCUAGCCGACGGUGACGUGGAAAACGCUCUAAGAAGGAAACGUCUACAUGGGCCUAGUUUGGCCAAAGAUAUUUUUCGAUUGUUAUUUAUGAUUCUAUUUAUUUAUUUGUGAGGCUUUUGAGACAGUUUGUACUGUUUUGUUAUGUAUUUAUCUAUUUAUCAUGAUUUCAGAUCGAAUAUGGAGUUCUUAUUUUUUGAAGACACAAGGAAUUUACUCAUUAUUUGUUCUUCGGAAGGACGUGGACAUUACGGCCCCCGGAGGAAAUUGUAUAGACUUGUACUUGUAAAAAAUCAUUUUAGGGCUAAACAUGAGCAAUUACAGUUGAGUCCUGUAAUAAACUGUUUUCUUAAAUAAACGCCACUUGGAAACACGCGCUUUGGGUUUGUGAAGAAGCUAAAGGCAGUUUUUUGGCUUUAGUGUUAACAAUGCA